Molecule: messenger RNA, 3033 nt
Organism: Giardia duodenalis
Lineage: Eukaryota; Fornicata; Diplomonadida; Hexamitidae
Exons: 1
Coding region: 1-3033 (1010 amino acids)
Source: RefSeq, a predicted model, not a curated record
AUGGAUGGUGCCGACCUUCUGGAGCGCAAUAUUCGCACAAUGCUCGAAGCUUCGUCCCGCAAGGUGCGUGAGGAAGCUGCGGUGCAACUUCAGCUAGCACUUAACGGCGGAUCUCUGGCCCCGGAACAGGAGCGUAGUAUUCUUGGUGCAUACCUCACUCGCUUUCGCGAUCCUUCUGAAGCCAUGCGUCUUUGCGUUAUAGAGAUUGUCAGGGGGAGCUUUUCCAACCUUAGUUGUCUGGAUGCUAUCCUUCCACGUGCAAUCCAUGAGAUUUAUACCAUCCUCGCCUGCGCACCAGUCACAGAAGUAGAAAAAUCCGAGGUUGUUCGGCUGCUCCUUUUGAAGCUGCUGCUUCGGAUCAUUCACACCUGCAAUGAGAGCAAUCCCUCUUUGAUCGAAAGCCUGUCACUUUUCUUUAAGGAGGUCACAGAAAUUCUCAAGGCCCAGAUGAAAGACCAGGCACCCGACAAUCGCAUAAUAAUCAACAAGUGCUUGUUCAAGCUCUCCAAAACGUAUCAAAAGAGAAGCCAUCUCUGGAAUAAAGAGAUAGUUCGCGAUGUCACAGUUGCGAUGCUAGAAAACUAUAGGCACACGGUUUACACCGUCCGCAUGACCACCAUCGAUACUCUAUGCAGCAUCCAUCUUUCCCCAGCAUCAGAAGACAUAGCCACUCUUGUGGCCCCAUACGUCUCCCUGUUUGUUAAUGAUUCUAAUUUUAAUGUGCGCCGGUCAGUAGCCACCAUGGCUGCUGUAUGGCUUGACGAACAUAUUGAUCGGCACGUCUACUUGGACUUUUUCUGUGGGAUUCUUUUGUCCUUGGCAUUAGACAAGGACAUUAACAAAGAGGUAUUUGAUCUCUUCAUAGCUUGUGGAGAGACGUAUGAGCGCGAGCAUAAAGAUGAUCUAAGACUCUCCAAAGAGCUUAACCAGCCCCCUGUCAUCGUUGGUUAUAAUAAGUUUCUCCAACGAGUGGCUCCACGUAAUUACCUAGAAAAUGUCGCUAGAUUGAUUUCGGGGUCUGAGAGCAUAGAGUCUCUAGAGUCGUGCCAUCCGCUGCUGCGUUUAGGACUCGGCUGUAGGUGCCUUGCGGAAAAGACAGCUGUUAAAGUCAUCAAAGCUGUUCUGGCUGAUAUUACGGGGUCAAAUGACGGCUACAGAUCCAAGGCAUGUGAUAUGCUUGCCAUGCUUUUAAUAACUAAUGAGCAUAACAAUAUUCGUUAUUCCCCAAGCAUUCUGGAGCAAUUGAUAUCAUUUUUUGUAGGCGAAAGGAUCCGGAAUAACGUGCAGGAGCAACUGGACCACAUCAUGGAUCUUGUUUUUUCAUUCCUCAUUCCACAAGAGAUCAUUUGCUUUAUCCUGAGCUUUUACCGACGAAGCCAGUUGAGUGUUCGACAGCUAGGGGGGCUACUGACCCUCGUUAAAAAGUUUAUUGAUAUUAGAACGUUUUUUAUCCUGGAAGGCAUACAGUACACCAUAAAAGAACAUAACUUAGACAUAGGGUACAUAGUUAAAGUCAUCAAUGAGAUCCUAUUGAAGGAUAACGUCCUUUACAACGAUGAUGCAUAUGUGCAGAGCUGCUUUCAAGGCUCAAUCUAUUCCAUCGUGAAGUACGUAAUUCUUCUUUGCAACAAUAGUACCAGUGAGGCCUUUGAGGCCAGUUUACGAGAAGUAGGAGAGGGAAAAGAUGCUUCUGACGUCUCAGACCUCCUGGCGAAGCUAACUAUCUGUAUAGUUUCAGCGGAGUCCAAGUCGAUACCUGACAACGCCAUUGCAGCAGCGCUGGAAUCCCCAUACGGAACAGCCAAACGCAGCCUCGAUCAGCGUCACAAGACAUCGGCAGCUUCUCUUGAGGUAGAUCUUAAUAGAUAUGAAUCCAGGACAAUAACAGAACUACUUAAGGCUUAUUUUGGGAGGAAGUGCAUCGAUAACACCAUUUUAUCCGCCUAUUUCACCAAGAGCUUUGACCUUAUAAAUCUUGACCCCACAUCUUACGACUUAGAGAAGCGCAUGAGCUUCCUGAUGAGAAUGAUGCUUUCAUUUAUUUCUGCUGGCUAUCAACUGCCUCCAGAAGUCGAGAGCACCAUGAGGAGGCUCUUCGUUCAACUUAUGCGUUUAACCAAUAAGACUGAUUAUCCUACGUGCAUACGUACUGCUGCUUGUCGUUGUGUGUAUCUAGUUGUCUCUUGCUUGACACGUACUCUGUCGAUGAGCAAUCCUAACAUGCGAUAUUUCUUUGCGCAGAUCCUACUUGUGUCUACAUGGCAGUUUGGUGCGAGAACACCAGAGUGUCUGGAGUACCUUCUACGUGCACUCGCCUCCAUGACGAGUAGCCUUACCAUUGAGUCCUUUAACCUUCUUGGUCAGGCUCACAAAGAUUGUCACGGGACACUCCUAGGCAGAAUUGUCAGUAACUUAGAUGCAGAUACGCCUGGCUGCCGCAUCGCUGCCCUCGAUAUCCUUAAAGGGGUGUAUAGAUAUGUUGACUAUGUCCGCACCCUUGAACUAUUGUAUCAGCUAGUUCAGCGGGUGAAUGAUUGUGUCAGCAGAAUUACUGUGGACUCGCUGCAUCUCUGCGGGGAGAUCUUAUCUUUUCAUCACGAAGAAGCAAUGAAAAGCCCCAAGAAGAUGGCACGUCCUGGCCAAACAAAUGUAUUGGUGAUUGCAAAUAAGGAGCUUCUUAAGUUGCUAGUGCUGCACAUCGAUGACUCCGUCUCUGAGAUUUCAGAUGCAUGCAUGGCUUUGCUCAAGCAGAUGCGUUGUAUGUGUACACAGCUGACAUGCUAUAACAUCAGACAGCUUUGUGAAGAGCGGUUAGAGAGGUGUAGUCGGAGGGCGCUAUAUUCAGACUUGAAAGCUCUUUAUGAAGAUGUGCAAUCAGAGCCCGCUGCUAACGAAGAGGAGAUGCUCUUGACACGAGAGUAUGAGGAGGAGGUUGCAAGAAGAGAACGUGAGCGCGAGCGCGAAAACUUAAGUAGUACGCCGAGUCAUCCUGACUCCUCCACUCUGGACACCGUGCAAAGACUCAAUAAAUAA